Messenger RNA from Zingiber officinale, 1833 nucleotides. RefSeq lists its product as uncharacterized. The record is from RefSeq and is a predicted model, not a curated record. The transcript is spliced from 4 exons. Lineage: Eukaryota; Viridiplantae; Streptophyta; Magnoliopsida; Zingiberales; Zingiberaceae. Bases 1 to 1410 code for a protein of 469 amino acids.
AUGGAGUUUGGAGAGUUUGUAACUCUGCAAGGUGCUAGUGUUGAUGAUAACUUGGAGGUUGUAGCUAAGAUAGGGGCGCUUUGUUGUGUGGCCGCUAGGCCACACGGUUCUCGGGCUACAAGUAGGGAGUGGUCGGUGGGAUGCAAUGAACCAUUUUGGCCAACAAGCUCAAGUUUCUCGCCGCCCUUGUCAACAAGGUGGGACUAUCGCUUUCGUGCAGAGGGGUUUUCUUUUGGCUCACAAGGUGAUGAUAGAGUUGUGCACUGUGGAUCUUCCAUUUCGUUGAAUGACAAAAGUUCCAGGAGUUGGGAAAGGAAUGAGUCAUUUGCUAAUCAUCAGUUCUCUGUCUCUGACGGUGCUCUUUCAUGCACCAGUAGCCCUUCUGAUAGCUUCCAAAACUAUCAUUUGAGACCCCCAGUUACACAAGGAGCCAGCAUUGAGGAAUACAUCAGAGAUCCAGUAUCUGGACCACUGGUCAUCCCACGGUUUGUGGAGGGAAAACUGGGGCUUCCAUCCUUUAAUGGUUCCUUUUCCUCGCGUUCAGAUGGCAGUGAAUAUGAUGCUAUAUCAAAAUCUCAUGGUUCUGCUGGUUGCAGCUUCUCGAGUCAUCGCUUUUUCAUGCCAAAGGCCAUUCAUCCUCUAUCAGUUCCAGACCACAUUGCUGGAGGUGAAGAACGAAACAGUAAUGUUUUCUCGACAAUCUCUGGAAACAGUCUACAUACUGAUCAUAGAUUUAUCAGACCACUGGUUGAACUUCAUGCUUUUGGUUUAUCAGAGACUAGUGGUGUCCUCCAGAAGGAGCCAGUGCAUUGGGAUAACUCUGGCAAUGUUGACUUCAUGGACAUCUGUGAACUAUUGGAACCCAAAUCUAGUUCUCAUAAUUCUUUGCAUGAGUUAUCCAAAUGUGGACUAUGUGAGAGGUGGUUGUCGCAGAGAUCACCAUGGUCCUCCCGCCGGAUUGUUUGCAGUGGAGAUUUGCCAACUGCAAGUGUUCUGUCAUGCUGGCAUGUGUAUCAUUCUGAAUGUUUAGAGCGAACCACCCCUAAGAUAUCCAAACAUGAUCCCCCGUGCCCACUUUGUUCAAAGUUGCAUGAAAAUAUUUCUGAUAACUGGGCUGGUUGUCGAAUGAAAAAUGGAUUUCGAAGGUUGAAAUCACCUGGGGAAGGGCCUUCUAGAAUUUGGAGCUGUGCGCAAGCGGGUGAUUGUGUGGAAGGCGCUUUACAUCCGCCAAAACAUGGUGGGAUGGUUUUAUUGAGUAAAAGCCAUAUCAAGACGCAGCUAUCUAUGAAAGGAAAUUUGACCAAGAAACAAAGCGAGGAUCCGAAGAGAAAUGGGAUCCAAGUUGUUUCCCGCGGCAGAAUAUCAGAGGCACAAGGAGCCGUUGGGUGCUCAUCAUCAUCAUUGUCAUAACUAUCAUUGUCAUCAUCAUCCACACGUUCUAACUCAGGUUUAUAAGAUGCUGAAGCUAAGUUGUUUCGUUGAAGUGCUUAGAGUCAUAAUUACUGCAAAAGCUCUCUGUUCAGUGACGGCUUUGUAGUUUUGCUCUUAAAUUUGCAUCCUCGAGAUCUUGGUGCAGGUGAGCUUGUCUAGUGUGAGUGUGUGCUCACCUGAAUUGUAUUUCUGUUGUCUGCAUAAAGAGCAAGUUAAGUUAAUGGAUUAGCCACGGGCCGUUUAUUUGUAUGCAUAUCACUUGUAGACCAUGUUAAGUGUUUUGACCAUUUCUACGUUGUCUGUAAGGGUUGUAAACAAGUAAGUUUGGUGGCGGUUAAACUUAUUUGAUAAGAUAAACUCAAGCUAAUCGAGUCUAAAUUGAAUUAAAUCGUUAAAAUGAAA